This is a messenger RNA of Coffea eugenioides, 1793 nucleotides long. Its product is annotated as cytochrome b561 and DOMON domain-containing protein At5g47530-like. The transcript is spliced from 3 exons. NCBI's taxonomy places the organism in Eukaryota, Viridiplantae, Streptophyta, Magnoliopsida, Gentianales, Rubiaceae. Bases 377 to 1591 code for a protein of 404 amino acids. The record is from RefSeq and is a predicted model, not a curated record.
CUGUUUCCAUUCUACUUUUUCUCGUCCAAUUAAAUUAUAAUGGCUACGUACAUUUGUAGCCAAGAUUCCACAAAGAAGCAGUCAACGGGACAACCACCACAAACCUUCUAACUUCGAAAUUCUACACAAGUUUUUCUCUUCCAUCUUCUCAAAAAAUCUAUAAAAACCUGUCUAAACCCCUUGAUUUGAUUCUCAUCGAUCAAUUGGCACUUUUCUUUAGCCCCGUACCAAAAUACCAAUAUUGAAGCACCAACGCGGGCUAGGCAUAGUGAGUUCACGGAAAACUCUGUCGGGAAACGCAUCUCAAUAUUUUUUUGCACUUUCAGAGUUCUUCCAGUCCAGCCCUUAUCAAGUAGUUGCUCAUUGAUCAAUCAAAAUGGAAAAGAGGUCGAGAACGUUUGCAAUUCUUUCGAUCUUGAUAUCUUUAAUUUCUUUGACAAAAACUUCUGCUCAACAAAAUUGCUCAUCUUACAAGUUCAACACCAACAACAUUUUUGCCACAUGCAUACCCCUCCCCGUGCUUAACUCUUUCUUGCACUGGAACUACCAUCCCUCCAACCACACCGUCGACAUCGCAUACCGGCACACUGGAGUGACUGCCUCCAACUGGGUUGCAUGGGCUCUCAAUCCCACCGGUUCCGGGAUGAGGGGAGCUCAGUGUUUGGUUGGAUUUAGCAACUCCACCGGAAACUUCCACGUGUAUACGUCGCCGGUGGCGGACUACAGCACACAGUUGGCAGAGGGGACUUUGAGCUUUGGGGUGCCGAAAUCUUCAGGGGAGUUUAUUAGCAAUAAUAAUGAAAUGACCAUUUUUGCGACCUUACAACUUCCCGCCGGCCGCACCAGUUUUAAUCAGGUGUGGCAAAGUGGACCGGUUAGUGGAAAUACUCCUCAACAGCACUCCGCGGGUGAUAACCUGAAGUCUAGCGGAAACGUCGAUUUUGGCACCGGCCAAGUUUCCGGUGACGGUGGAGCUGCUGGUUCUCAGCAACGGAAAAGAAACAUUCAUGGAGUGUUGAAUGUAGUGAGCUGGGGAAUUUUGAUGCCGCUUGGUGCUGUGAUAGCAAGGUACUUGAAGGUGUUCAAGUCAGCUACUCCAGCCUGGUUUUACUUGCAUGUUGCUUGCCAAACUUCUGCAUACAUCGUUGGUGUUUCUGGAUUGGGAACAGGUCUCAAACUUGGCGAUGAAUCUGGAGUUUCACAAGACACCCAUAAGGCCAUUGGUAUUACUAUGGUCUGCCUCGCAACAGUUCAGGUAUUCGCCUUGCUAUUGAGGCCAAAGCCAGAUCACAAAUACAGAUUUUAUUGGAACAUCUACCACUAUGCCGUUGGCUACGCCGUCAUUACUCUCAGCAUUGUAAACAUUUUUAAAGGGUUUGACAUCUUGAACCCUGAAAAGAAAUGGAAGCAUGCAUACAUUGGUAUAAUUAUAGGAAUUGGAGCCGUGGCAGCUUUCCUAGAAGCUUUCACAUGGUUUAUUGUCUUGAGGAGAAAAAGGGAAGGUGCUGGCUCAACCAAUAAAUACCCUUACAACUCCGAUGGUGUAAAUGGAGCUAAUGGCUAUGGGGCCAGGAUACAGCAGGCAGUGUAGCUGACGUUCGUAUUGAUGUCUACCUUGACUCUUGGACUUGUUAUUUAGUUAUUUCUUCACAUGCUUUUGGUAGCUAGUUAUAGUUUUGAUAUGUAUUAUAUAUAUUGGGAGAGUUUAUGUUUGUUUUUUCGUAUUAUUGACUUAAUUUCUUUUAUAUUGAUUUUGUGAAUAAUGGUUAGAAUAUAUGUGAUGCAUUCUUGUA